Molecule: messenger RNA, 19728 nt
Organism: Saccharomycodes ludwigii
Lineage: Eukaryota; Fungi; Ascomycota; Saccharomycetes; Saccharomycodales; Saccharomycodaceae
Exons: 1
Coding region: 1-19728 (6575 amino acids)
Biological process (GO): flocculation
Source: RefSeq, a predicted model, not a curated record
AUGGUUUUGAGCAGUAUAUUUCGCCAACGGGGCAGCAAAAACCUAAAUUUGUUGUCACUAGUUUUGGUUUAUCUCCACUUUUAUAUCUCGUAUUUUUCACCUAGUUCCUAUGUUUCUGCAAUUGGUAUUGCAACUGAUGGUACAGUUAAUGGUUGUAAUCCUGAUUCAAGUGCUAUUUCCAGCCGUACGUCAGGGUUUCAAGUUAAGUUUUAUAAUUAUAAUUGGCUAUCCUACAGUAUUUCUGCAAUUACCGGGACUCCUGAUAGAACAACUUAUUUAGAAGAUUCCUAUAUUGAAGGCGGUUACGUUGAUCAGGGGAUGUUUGCACAAGUUAAUGAUGCCACCAAUCUUACAUAUCUUUUUGAGUUGCCAGCUGGUUAUGUUAAUAUCGCUGUUGAAGGUACUUUGCCAUCAGGCUUUGGUUAUACAGAAGAAUUCUUCUUAACUAAUUGGGCUAUGGUUGCUACUGGUUAUUUUGUCCCACCAGUUUCUGGUUCCUAUCUCAUUCAAUUACAGUAUGUUGAUGAUUUAGGUAUCGUUUCUUUGGGUGCCGGUAUUGCUUUUGAUUGUUGUAUGGAAAGUGGCACUUCUAUUUCCAUAGAAACAUAUCAAGUUUACUCUUUAUGGACAGCAAAUGGGCCAAGUGGUACCAACCAAAUUCAAGUUGAUUUAAUUGCAGGUGUUUAUUAUCCUAUUAGAUUGUUUUACGUUAAUACCAACAACGAUGGUGGUUUAGAAUUGGGUUAUACAGGCCCAGAUGGUGUUUACCAUAACGAAUGGGAUGACAUUGUUUUUAAUAUGGCAGACUCUUCUGAGGUCUGUGAUGCUCCAGUAGUUACAACGACUGUUGGCUGGUCUCAAAACAUUACAAGCACUUAUACUACCACUACAGUUGUCACUUCAAAAUCAUCCACCAUUACAGAAAAUAUUGUUAUAAUAGAAACACCAGAUGCUGAUGUUAGUUCAACCACCACUCAGCAAUGGACCGGAACGUACACUACUACUUAUGCAACUAGUAUUACUACAUACGUCGGGGCUGAUGGGUUCACUACCUUGUCUACUUUAUACUAUGUCGAGACGCCAGCUGAAAUCAGUACUACUACCAAUGAAUGGACUGGUACUUACACAUCUACCUACUCCACUGGUGUUACCACUAUUGUUGGGUCUGAUGGAUUGCCCACCACUUCUACUUUGAUCUACAUUGAAACCCCAGCUGAAAUCAGUACUACUACCAUGGAAUGGACUGGUACUUACACAUCUACUUACUCCACUGGUGUUACCACUAUUGUCGGAUCUGAUGGAUUUUCUACCACUUCUACUUUAAUCUAUAUCGAAACACCAGAAGCUAAAGAUACUACUACCACCUACACACCAUGGACUGGUACAUACACUUCCACUAUUGGUACCAGUGUUACCACCAGUGUUGGUUCAGAUGGUAUUCCAACAACCUCUACUAUCUACACAGUUGAGACUCCAGAAGUUGAAGGUACUACUACUACUUACACACCAUGGACUGGUACAUAUACUUCUACCAUUGGUACUAGUGUUACUACCAGUAUUGGAUCAGAUGGUAUUCCAACUACCUCCACUAUCUACACAGUUGAAACUCCAGAAGCUGAAGGUGUUACAACCACUUACACACCAUGGACUGGUACAUUUACUUCUACCAUUGGUACUAGUGUUACUACCAGUAUUGGAUCAGAUGGUAUUCCAACUACCUCCACUAUCUACACAGUUGAAACUCCAGAAGCUGAAGGUGUUACUACCACUUACACACCAUGGACUGGUACAUUUACUUCUACCAUUGGUACUAGUGUUACUACCAGCAUUGGAUCAGACGGUAUUCCAACUACCUCCACUAUCUACACAGUUGAAACUCCAGAAGCUGAAGGUGUUACUACCACUUACACACCAUGGACUGGUACAUUUACUUCUACCAUUGGUACUAGUGUUACUACCAGUAUUGGAUCAGAUGGUAUUCCAACUACCUCCACUAUCUACACAGUUGAAACUCCAGAAGCUGAUGCUGUUACUACCACCUACACUCCAUGGACUGGUACAUAUACUUCUACCAUUGGUACUAGUGUUACUACCAGUAUUGGAUCAGAUGGUAUUCCAACUACCUCCACUAUCUACACAGGUGAAACUCCAGAAGCUGAAGGUGUUACUACCACUUACACACCAUGGACUGGUACAUUUACUUCUACCAUUGGUACUAGUGUUACUACCAGUAUUGGAUCAGAUGGUAUUCCAACUACCUCCACUAUCUACACAGUUGAAACUCCAGAAGCUGAAGGUGUUACUACCACUUACACACCAUGGACUGGUACAUUUACUUCUACCAUUGGUACUAGUGUUACUACCAGCAUUGGAUCAGACGGUAUUCCAACUACCUCCACUAUCUACACAGUUGAAACUCCAGAAGCUGAUGCUGUUACUACCACCUACACUCCAUGGACUGGUACAUUUACUUCUACCAUUGGUACCAGUGUUACCACCAGUGUUGGAUCAGAUGGUAUUCCAACUACCUCUACUAUCUACACAGUUGAAACUCCAGAAGCUGAAGGUGUUACUACCACUUACACACCAUGGACUGGUACAUUUACUUCUACCAUUGGUACUAGUGUUACUACCAGUAUUGGAUCAGAUGGUAAACCAACUACAUCUACCAUCUACACAGUUGAAACACCAACCAACAACGGUGUUACCACCACGUACACACCAUGGACUGGAUCUGUUACAUCUACUAUUGGUACUAGUGUUAUCACUACUACUGGUACUGAUGGUAUUCCAACUACGUCUACCAUCUACACAGUUGAAACUCCAACCGAUCAUGUUAGCACUACUUACACCACAUGGACUGGUACAUACGCUACCACCGUUGGUACAAAUGUGAUUACUACUACAGGUUCUGAUGGUAUUCCAACUACCUCUACCAUCUACACAGUUGAAACUCCAACCGAUCAUGUUAGCACUACUUACACCACAUGGACUGGUACAUACGCUACCACCGUUGGUACAAAUGUGAUUACUACUACAGGUUCUGAUGGUAUUCCAACUACCUCUACCAUCUACACAGUUGAAACUCCAACCGAUCAUGUUAGCACUACUUACACCACAUGGACUGGUACAUACGCUACCACUGUUGGUACUGGUAUUACUACCACUACAGGUUCUGAUGGUAUUCCAACUACCUCUACCAUCUACACAGUUGAAACUCCUACCGAUCAUGUUAGCACUACUUACACCACAUGGACUGGUACAUACGCUACCACCGUUGGUACUGGUAUUACUACCACUACAGGUUCUGAUGGUAUUCCAACUACUUCUACCAUCUACACAGUUGAAACUCCAACCGAUCAUGUUAGCACUACUUACACCACAUGGACUGGUACAUACGCUACCACCGUUGGUACAAAUGUGAUUACCACUACAGGUUCUGAUGGUAUUCCAACUACUUCUACCAUCUACACAGUUGAAACUCCAACCGAUCAUGUUAGCACUACUUACACCACAUGGACUGGUACAUACGCUACCACCGUUGGUACAAAUGUGAUUACUACUACAGGUUCUGAUGGUAUUCCAACUACCUCUACCAUCUACACAGUUGAAACUCCUACCGAUCAUGUUAGCACUACUUACACCACAUGGACUGGUACAUACGCUACCACUGUUGGUACUGGUAUUACUACCACUACAGGUUCUGAUGGUAUUCCAACUACCUCUACCAUCUACACAGUUGAAACUCCUACCGAUCAUGUUAGCACUACUUACACCACAUGGACUGGUACAUACGCUACCACCGUUGGUACAAAUGUGAUUACUACUACAGGUUCUGAUGGUAUUCCAACUACUUCUACCAUCUACACAGUUGAAACUCCAACCGAUCAUGUUAGCACUACUUACACCACAUGGACUGGUACCUACGCUACCACCGUUGAUACAAAUGUGAUUACUACUACAGGUUCUGACGGUAUUCCAACUACCUCUACCAUCUACACAGUUGAAACUCCAACCGAUCAUGUUAGCACUACUUACACCACAUGGACUGGUACAUACGCUACCACCGUUGGUACUGGUAUUACUACCACUACAGGUUCUGAUGGUAUUCCAACUACCUCUACCAUCUACACAGUUGAAACUCCUACCGAUCAUGUUAGCACUACUUACACCACAUGGACUGGUACAUACGCUACCACCGUUGGUACUGGUAUUACUACCACUACAGGUUCUGAUGGUAUUCCAACUACUUCUACCAUCUACACAGUUGAAACUCCUACCGAUCAUGUUAGCACUACUUACACCACAUGGACUGGUACAUACGCUACCACCGUUGGUACAAAUGUGAUUACUACUACAGGUUCUGAUGGUAUUCCAACUACUUCUACCAUCUACACAGUUGAAACUCCUACCGAUCAUGUUAGCACUACUUACACCACAUGGACUGGUACAUACGCUACCACUGUUGGUACUGGUAUUACUACCACUACAGGUUCUGAUGGUAUUCCAACUACCUCUACCAUCUACACAGUUGAAACUCCUACCGAUCAUGUUAGCACUACUUACACCACAUGGACUGGUACAUACGCUACCACCGUUGGUACUGGUAUUACUACCACUACAGGUUCUGAUGGUAUUCCAACUACUUCUACCAUCUACACAGUUGAAACUCCAACCGAUCAUGUUAGCACUACUUACACCACAUGGACUGGUACAUACGCUACCACCGUUGGUACUGGUAUUACUACCACUACAGGUUCUGAUGGUAUUCCAACUACUUCUACCAUCUACACAGUUGAAACUCCUACCGAUCAUGUUAGCACUACUUACGCCACAUGGACUGGUACAUACGCUACCACCGUUGGUACAAAUGUGAUUACUACUACAGGUUCUGAUGGUAUUCCAACUACUUCUACCAUCUACACAGUUGAAACUCCAACCGAUCAUGUUAGCACUACUUACACCACAUGGACUGGUACAUACGCUACCACUGUUGGUACUGGUAUUACUACCACUACAGGUUCUGAUGGUAUUCCAACUACCUCUACCAUCUACACAGUUGAAACUCCUACCGAUCAUGUUAGCACUACUUACACCACAUGGACUGGUACAUACGCUACCACCGUUGGUACUGGUAUUACUACCACUACAGGUUCUGAUGGUAUUCCAACUACUUCUACCAUCUACACAGUUGAAACUCCAACCGAUCAUGUUAGCACUACUUACACCACAUGGACUGGUACAUACGCUACCACCGUUGGUACAAAUGUGAUUACUACUACAGGUUCUGAUGGUAUUCCAACUACUUCUACCAUCUACACAGUUGAAACUCCAACCGAUCAUGUUAGCACUACUUACACCACAUGGACUGGUACAUACGCUACCACCGUUGGUACAAAUGUGAUUACUACUACAGGUUCUGAUGGUAUUCCAACUACUUCUACCAUCUACACAGUUGAAACUCCAACCGAUCAUGUUAGCACUACUUACACCACAUGGACUGGUACCUACGCUACCACCGUUGAUACAAAUGUGAUUACUACUACAGGUUCUGACGGUAUUCCAACUACCUCUACCAUCUACACAGUUGAAACUCCAACCGAUCAUGUUAGCACUACUUACACCACAUGGACUGGUACAUACGCUACCACCGUUGGUACUGGUAUUACUACCACUACAGGUUCUGAUGGUAUUCCAACUACUUCUACCAUCUACACAGUUGAAACUCCUACCGAUCAUGUUAGCACUACUUACACCACAUGGACUGGUACAUACGCUACCACCGUUGGUACUGGUAUUACUACCACUACAGGUUCUGAUGGUAUUCCAACUACUUCUACCAUCUACACAGUUGAAACUCCAACCGAUCAUGUUAGCACUACUUACACCACAUGGACUGGUACAUACGCUACCACCGUUGGUACUGGUAUUACUACCACUACAGGUUCUGAUGGUAUUCCAACUACCUCUACCAUCUACACAGUUGAAACUCCAACCGAUCAUGUUAGCACUACUUACACCACAUGGACUGGUACAUACGCUACCACCAUUGGUACUAGUGUUACUACCAGCAUUGGAUCAGAUGGUAUUCCAACUACCUCCACUAUCUACACUGUGGAAACUCCAGAAGCUGAAGGUGUUACAACCACCUACACACCAUGGACUGGUAAAUUUACUUCUACCAUUGGUACUAGUGUUACUACCAGCAUUGGAUCAGACGGUAUUCCAACUACCUCCACUAUCUACACAGUUGAAACUCCAGAAGCUGAAGGUGUUACUACCACUUACACAUCAUGGACCGGUACGUACACAUCCACCAUUGGUACUACUGUAGUUACUACAACUGGUACAGAUGGUAUUCCAACUACAUCUACCACUUACACAGUUGAAAUUCCAAUGAUUCCAGCUGGUAGUACUACAUAUGAAGCUUGGACUGGUAUAUAUACUACUACCAUUGGUACUACUGUAUUUACUACCACUGGUACUGAUGGCAAACCAACUACCUCUACAGUCUACACAGUUGAAACUCCAGAAAACUACGGUGCUUCUACCACUAAUGUUCCAUGGACCGGUACAUACACAUCUACCAUUGGUACUACUAUAUUUACUACCACUGGUACUGAUGGAAAACCAACUACCUCUACAGUCUACACAGUUGAAACUCCAGAAAACCACGGUGCUUCUACUACUAAUGUUCCAUGGACUGGAUCCGUUACUACUACUGUUGGUACUUCGAUUUUCACUACUACUGGUACUGAUGGUAAACCAACCACAUCUACCAUCUACACAGUUGAAACCCCAACCAACAACGGUGUUACCACCACGUACACACCAUGGACUGGAUCUGUUACAUCUACUAUUGGUACUAGCGUUAUAACUACUACCGGUACUGAUGGUAAACCAACUACAUCUACCAUUUACACAGUUGAAACACCAGCUAACAACGGUGUUACCACCACAUACACACCAUGGACUGGAUCUGUUACAUCUACUAUUGGUACUAGCGUUAUAACUACUACUGGUACUGAUGGUAUUCCAACUACGUCUACCAUCUACACUGUUGAAACACCAGCUAACCAUGGUGCUUCAACUACUAAUGUUCCAUGGACUGGAUCCGUUACUACCACCGUUGGUACAAAUGUGAUUACUACUACAGGUUCUGAUGGUAUUCCAACUACUUCUACCAUCUACACAGUUGAAACUCCAACCGAUCAUGUUAGCACUACUUACACCACAUGGACUGGUACAUACGCUACCACCGUUGGUACUGGUAUUACUACCACUACAGGUUCUGAUGGUAUUCCAACUACUUCUACCAUCUACACAGUUGAAACUCCAACCGAUCAUGUUAGCACUACUUACACCACAUGGACUGGUACAUACGCUACCACCGUUGGUACAAAUGUGAUUACCACUACAGGUUCUGAUGGUAUUCCAACUACUUCUACCAUCUACACAGUUGAAACUCCAACCGAUCAUGUUAGCACUACUUACACCACAUGGACUGGUACAUACGCUACCACUGUUGGUACUGGUAUUACUACCACUACAGGUUCUGAUGGUAUUCCAACUACCUCUACCAUCUACACAGUUGAAACUCCAACCGAUCAUGUUAGUACUACUUACACCACAUGGACUGGUACAUACGCUACCACCGUUGGUACUGGUAUUACUACCACUACAGGUUCUGAUGGUAUUCCAACUACUUCUACCAUCUACACAGUUGAAACUCCAACCGAUCAUGUUAGCACUACUUACACCACAUGGACUGGUACAUACGCUACCACCGUUGGUACAAAUGUGAUUACCACUACAGGUUCUGAUGGUAUUCCAACUACUUCUACCAUCUACACAGUUGAAACUCCAACCGAUCAUGUUAGCACUACUUACACCACAUGGACUGGUACAUACGCUACCACUGUUGGUAUUGGUAUUACUACCACUACAGGUUCUGAUGGUAUUCCAACUACCUCUACCAUCUACACAGUUGAAACUCCAACCGAUCAUGUUAGUACUACUUACACCACAUGGACUGGUACAUACGCUACCACCGUUGGUACUGGUAUUACUACUACUACAGGUUCUGAUGGUAUUCCAACUACUUCUACCAUCUACACAGUUGAAACUCCAACCGAUCAUGUUAGCACUACUUACACCACAUGGACUGGUACAUACGCUACCACCAUUGGUACUAGUGUUACUACCAGCAUUGGAUCAGAUGGUAUUCCAACUACCUCCACUAUCUACACUGUGGAAACUCCAGAAGCUGAAGGUGUUACAACCACCUACACACCAUGGACUGGUACAUUUACUUCUACCAUUGGUACUAGUGUUACUACCAGCAUUGGAUCAGACGGUAUUCCAACUACCUCCACUAUCUACACAGUUGAAACUCCAGAAGCUGAAGGUGUUACUACCACUUACACAUCAUGGACCGGUACGUACACAUCCACCAUUGGUACUACUGUAGUUACUACAACUGGUACAGAUGGUAUUCCAACUACAUCUACCACUUACACAGUUGAAAUUCCAAUGAUUCCAGCUGGUAGUACUACAUAUGAAGCUUGGACUGGUAUAUAUACUACUACCAUUGGUACUACUGUAUUUACUACCACUGGUACUGAUGGCAAACCAACUACCUCUACAGUCUACACAGUUGAAACUCCAGAAAACUACGGUGCUUCUACCACUAAUGUUCCAUGGACCGGUACAUACACAUCUACCAUUGGUACUACUAUAUUUACUACCACUGGUACUGAUGGCAAACCAACUACCUCUACAGUCUACACAGUUGAAACUCCAGAAAACCACGGUGCUUCUACUACUAAUGUUCCAUGGACUGGAUCCGUUACUACUACUGUUGGUACUUCGAUUUUCACUACUACUGGUACUGAUGGUAAACCAACCACAUCUACCAUCUACACAGUUGAAACCCCAACCAACAACGGUGUUACCACCACGUACACACCAUGGACUGGAUCUGUUACAUCUACUAUUGGUACUAGCGUUAUAACUACUACCGGUACUGAUGGUAAACCAACUACAUCUACCAUUUACACAGUUGAAACACCAGCUAACAACGGUGUUACCACCACAUACACACCAUGGACUGGAUCUGUUACAUCUACUAUUGGUACUAGCGUUAUAACUACUACUGGUACUGAUGGUAUUCCAACUACAUCUACCAUCUACACUGUUGAAACACCAGCUAACAACGGUGUUACCACCACAUACACACCAUGGACUGGAUCUGUUACAUCUACUAUUGGUACUAGCGUUAUAACUACUACUGGUACUGAUGGUAUUCCAACUACGUCUACCAUCUACACUGUUGAAACACCAACCGAUCAUGUUAGCACUACUUACACCACAUGGACUGGUACAUACGCUACCACCGUUGGUACAAAUGUGAUUACUACUACAGGUUCUGAUGGUAUUCCAACUACUUCUACCAUCUACACAGUUGAAACUCCAACCGAUCAUGUUAGCACUACUUACACCACAUGGACUGGUACCUACGCUACCACCGUUGGUACAAAUGUGAUUACUACUACAGGUUCUGAUGGUAUUCCAACUACCUCUACCAUCUACACAGUUGAAACUCCAACCGAUCAUGUUAGCACUACUUACACCACAUGGACUGGUACAUACGCUACCACCGUUGGUACUGGUAUUACUACCACUACAGGUUCUGAUGGUAUUCCAACUACCUCUACCAUCUACACAGUUGAAACUCCAACCGAUCAUGUUAGCACUACUUACACCACAUGGACUGGUACAUACGCUACCACUGUUGGUACUGGUAUUACUACCACUACAGGUUCUGAUGGUAUUCCAACUACCUCUACCAUCUACACAGUUGAAACUCCUACCGAUCAUGUUAGCACUACUUACACCACAUGGACUGGUACAUACGCUACCACCGUUGGUACUGGUAUUACUACCACUACAGGUUCUGAUGGUAUUCCAACUACUUCUACCAUCUACACAGUUGAAACUCCUACCGAUCAUGUUAGCACUACUUACACCACAUGGACUGGUACAUACGCUACCACCGUUGGUACAAAUGUGAUUACUACUACAGGUUCUGAUGGUAUUCCAACUACCUCUACCAUCUACACAGUUGAAACUCCAACCGAUCAUGUUAGCACUACUUACACCACAUGGACUGGUACCUACGCUACCACCGUUGGUACAAAUGUGAUUACUACUACAGGUUCUGAUGGUAUUCCAACUACCUCUACCAUCUACACAGUUGAAACUCCAACCGAUCAUGUUAGCACUACUUACACCACAUGGACUGGUACAUACGCUACCACCGUUGGUACAAAUGUGAUUACCACUACAGGUUCUGAUGGUAUUCCAACUACUUCUACCAUCUACACAGUUGAAACUCCUACCGAUCAUGUUAGCACUACUUACACCACAUGGACUGGUACAUACGCUACCACUGUUGGUACUGGUAUUACUACCACUACAGGUUCUGAUGGUAUUCCAACUACCUCUACCAUCUACACAGUUGAAACUCCAACCGAUCAUGUUAGUACUACUUACACCACAUGGACUGGUACAUACGCUACCACUGUUGGUAUUGGUAUUACUACCACUACAGGUUCUGAUGGUAUUCCAACUACCUCUACCAUCUACACAGUUGAAACUCCAACCGAUCAUGUUAGUACUACUUACACCACAUGGACUGGUACAUACGCUACCACCGUUGGUACUGGUAUUACUACUACUACAGGUUCUGAUGGUAUUCCAACUACUUCUACCAUCUACACAGUUGAAACUCCAACCGAUCAUGUUAGCACUACUUACACCACAUGGACUGGUACAUACGCUACCACCGUUGGUACAAAUGUGAUUACUACUACAGGUUCUGAUGGUAUUCCAACUACCUCUACCAUCUACACAGUUGAAACUCCAACCGAUCAUGUUAGUACUACUUACACCACAUGGACUGGUACAUACGCUACCACCGUUGGUACUGGUAUUACUACUACUACAGGUUCUGAUGGUAUUCCAACUACUUCUACCAUCUACACAGUUGAAACUCCAACCGAUCAUGUUAGCACUACUUACACCACAUGGACUGGUACAUACGCUACCACCAUUGGUACUAGUGUUACUACCAGCAUUGGAUCAGAUGGUAUUCCAACUACCUCCACUAUCUACACUGUGGAAACUCCAGAAGCUGAAGGUGUUACAACCACCUACACACCAUGGACUGGUACAUUUACUUCUACCAUUGGUACUAGUGUUACUACCAGCAUUGGAUCAGACGGUAUUCCAACUACCUCCACUAUCUACACAGUUGAAACUCCAGAAGCUGAAGGUGUUACUACCACUUACACAUCAUGGACCGGUACGUACACAUCCACCAUUGGUACUACUGUAGUUACUACAACUGGUACAGAUGGUAUUCCAACUACAUCUACCACUUACACAGUUGAAAUUCCAAUGAUUCCAGCUGGUAGUACUACAUAUGAAGCUUGGACUGGUAUAUAUACUACUACCAUUGGUACUACUGUAUUUACUACCACUGGUACUGAUGGCAAACCAACUACCUCUACAGUCUACACAGUUGAAACUCCAGAAAACUACGGUGCUUCUACCACUAAUGUUCCAUGGACCGGUACAUACACAUCUACCAUUGGUACUACUAUAUUUACUACCACUGGUACUGAUGGCAAACCAACUACCUCUACAGUCUACACAGUUGAAACUCCAGAAAACCACGGUGCUUCUACUACUAAUGUUCCAUGGACUGGAUCCGUUACUACUACUGUUGGUACUUCGAUUUUCACUACUACUGGUACUGAUGGUAAACCAACCACAUCUACCAUCUACACAGUUGAAACCCCAACCAACAACGGUGUUACCACCACGUACACACCAUGGACUGGAUCUGUUACAUCUACUAUUGGUACUAGCGUUAUAACUACUACCGGUACUGAUGGUAAACCAACUACAUCUACCAUUUACACAGUUGAAACACCAGCUAACAACGGUGUUACCACCACAUACACACCAUGGACUGGAUCUGUUACAUCUACUAUUGGUACUAGCGUUAUAACUACUACUGGUACUGAUGGUAUUCCAACUACAUCUACCAUCUACACUGUUGAAACACCAGCUAACAACGGUGUUACCACCACAUACACACCAUGGACUGGAUCUGUUACAUCUACUAUUGGUACUAGCGUUAUAACUACUACUGGUACUGAUGGUAUUCCAACUACGUCUACCAUCUACACUGUUGAAACACCAACCGAUCAUGUUAGCACUACUUACACCACAUGGACUGGUACAUACGCUACCACCGUUGGUACAAAUGUGAUUACUACUACAGGUUCUGAUGGUAUUCCAACUACUUCUACCAUCUACACAGUUGAAACUCCAACCGAUCAUGUUAGCACUACUUACACCACAUGGACUGGUACCUACGCUACCACCGUUGGUACAAAUGUGAUUACUACUACAGGUUCUGAUGGUAUUCCAACUACCUCUACCAUCUACACAGUUGAAACUCCAACCGAUCAUGUUAGCACUACUUACACCACAUGGACUGGUACAUACGCUACCACCGUUGGUACUGGUAUUACUACCACUACAGGUUCUGAUGGUAUUCCAACUACCUCUACCAUCUACACAGUUGAAACUCCAACCGAUCAUGUUAGCACUACUUACACCACAUGGACUGGUACAUACGCUACCACUGUUGGUACUGGUAUUACUACCACUACAGGUUCUGAUGGUAUUCCAACUACCUCUACCAUCUACACAGUUGAAACUCCUACCGAUCAUGUUAGCACUACUUACACCACAUGGACUGGUACAUACGCUACCACCGUUGGUACUGGUAUUACUACCACUACAGGUUCUGAUGGUAUUCCAACUACUUCUACCAUCUACACAGUUGAAACUCCUACCGAUCAUGUUAGCACUACUUACACCACAUGGACUGGUACAUACGCUACCACCGUUGGUACAAAUGUGAUUACUACUACAGGUUCUGAUGGUAUUCCAACUACCUCUACCAUCUACACAGUUGAAACUCCAACCGAUCAUGUUAGCACUACUUACACCACAUGGACUGGUACCUACGCUACCACCGUUGGUACAAAUGUGAUUACUACUACAGGUUCUGAUGGUAUUCCAACUACCUCUACCAUCUACACAGUUGAAACUCCAACCGAUCAUGUUAGCACUACUUACACCACAUGGACUGGUACAUACGCUACCACCGUUGGUACAAAUGUGAUUACCACUACAGGUUCUGAUGGUAUUCCAACUACUUCUACCAUCUACACAGUUGAAACUCCUACCGAUCAUGUUAGCACUACUUACACCACAUGGACUGGUACAUACGCUACCACUGUUGGUACUGGUAUUACUACCACUACAGGUUCUGAUGGUAUUCCAACUACCUCUACCAUCUACACAGUUGAAACUCCAACCGAUCAUGUUAGUACUACUUACACCACAUGGACUGGUACAUACGCUACCACUGUUGGUAUUGGUAUUACUACCACUACAGGUUCUGAUGGUAUUCCAACUACCUCUACCAUCUACACAGUUGAAACUCCAACCGAUCAUGUUAGUACUACUUACACCACAUGGACUGGUACAUACGCUACCACCGUUGGUACUGGUAUUACUACUACUACAGGUUCUGAUGGUAUUCCAACUACUUCUACCAUCUACACAGUUGAAACUCCAACCGAUCAUGUUAGCACUACUUACACCACAUGGACUGGUACAUACGCUACCACCGUUGGUACAAAUGUGAUUACUACUACAGGUUCUGAUGGUAUUCCAACUACUUCUACCAUCUACACAGUUGAAACUCCAACCGAUCAUGUUAGUACUACUUACACCACAUGGACUGGUACAUACGCUACCACUGUUGGUACUGGUAUUACUACCACUACAGGUUCUGAUGGUAUUCCAACUACUUCUACCAUCUACACAGUUGAAACUCCAACCGAUCAUGUUAGCACUACUUACACCACAUGGACUGGUACAUACGCUACCACCAUUGGUACUAGUGUUACUACCAGCAUUGGAUCAGAUGGUAUUCCAACUACCUCCACUAUCUACACUGUGGAAACUCCAGAAGCUGAAGGUGUUACAACCACCUACACACCAUGGACUGGUAAAUUUACUUCUACCAUUGGUACUAGUGUUACUACCAGCAUUGGAUCAGACGGUAUUCCAACUACCUCCACUAUCUACACAGUUGAAACUCCAGAAGCUGAAGGUGUUACUACCACUUACACAUCAUGGACCGGUACGUACACAUCCACCAUUGGUACUACUGUAGUUACUACAACUGGUACAGAUGGUAUUCCAACUACAUCUACCACUUACACAGUUGAAAUUCCAAUGAUUCCAGCUGGUAGUACUACAUAUGAAGCUUGGACUGGUAUAUAUACUACUACCAUUGGUACUACUGUAUUUACUACCACUGGUACUGAUGGCAAACCAACUACCUCUACAGUCUACACAGUUGAAACUCCAGAAAACUACGGUGCUUCUACCACUAAUGUUCCAUGGACCGGUACAUACACAUCUACCAUUGGUACUACUAUAUUUACUACCACUGGUACUGAUGGAAAACCAACUACCUCUACAGUCUACACAGUUGAAACUCCAGAAAACCACGGUGCUUCUACUACUAAUGUUCCAUGGACUGGAUCCGUUACUACUACUGUUGGUACUUCGAUUUUCACUACUACUGGUACUGAUGGUAAACCAACCACAUCUACCAUCUACACAGUUGAAACCCCAACCAACAACGGUGUUACCACCACGUACACACCAUGGACUGGAUCUGUUACAUCUACUAUUGGUACUAGCGUUAUAACUACUACCGGUACUGAUGGUAAACCAACUACAUCUACCAUUUACACAGUUGAAACACCAGCUAACAACGGUGUUACCACCACAUACACACCAUGGACUGGAUCUGUUACAUCUACUAUUGGUACUAGCGUUAUAACUACUACUGGUACUGAUGGUAUUCCAACUACGUCUACCAUCUACACUGUUGAAACACCAGCUAACCAUGGUGCUUCAACUACUAAUGUUCCAUGGACUGGAUCCGUUACUACCACCGUUGGUACAAAUGUGAUUACUACUACAGGUUCUGAUGGUAUUCCAACUACUUCUACCAUCUACACAGUUGAAACUCCAACCGAUCAUGUUAGCACUACUUACACCACAUGGACUGGUACAUACGCUACCACCGUUGGUACUGGUAUUACUACCACUACAGGUUCUGAUGGUAUUCCAACUACUUCUACCAUCUACACAGUUGAAACUCCAACCGAUCAUGUUAGCACUACUUACACCACAUGGACUGGUACAUACGCUACCACCGUUGGUACAAAUGUGAUUACCACUACAGGUUCUGAUGGUAUUCCAACUACUUCUACCAUCUACACAGUUGAAACUCCAACCGAUCAUGUUAGCACUACUUACACCACAUGGACUGGUACAUACGCUACCACUGUUGGUACUGGUAUUACUACCACUACAGGUUCUGAUGGUAUUCCAACUACCUCUACCAUCUACACAGUUGAAACUCCAACCGAUCAUGUUAGUACUACUUACACCACAUGGACUGGUACAUACGCUACCACCGUUGGUACUGGUAUUACUACCACUACAGGUUCUGAUGGUAUUCCAACUACUUCUACCAUCUACACAGUUGAAACUCCAACCGAUCAUGUUAGCACUACUUACACCACAUGGACUGGUACAUACGCUACCACCGUUGGUACAAAUGUGAUUACCACUACAGGUUCUGAUGGUAUUCCAACUACUUCUACCAUCUACACAGUUGAAACUCCAACCGAUCAUGUUAGCACUACUUACACCACAUGGACUGGUACAUACGCUACCACCGUUGGUACUGGUAUUACUACCACUACAGGUUCUGAUGGUAUUCCAACUACCUCUACCAUCUACACAGUUGAAACUCCUACCGAUCAUGUUAGCACUACUUACACCACAUGGACUGGUACAUACGCUACCACCGUUGGUACUGGUAUUACUACCACUACAGGUUCUGAUGGUAUUCCAACUACUUCUACCAUCUACACAGUUGAAACUCCAACCGAUCAUGUUAGCACUACUUACACCACAUGGACUGGUACAUACGCUACCACCGUUGGUACAAAUGUGAUUACCACUACAGGUUCUGAUGGUAUUCCAACUACUUCUACCAUCUACACAGUUGAAACUCCAACCGAUCAUGUUAGCACUACUUACACCACAUGGACUGGUACAUACGCUACCACUGUUGGUAUUGGUAUUACUACCACUACAGGUUCUGAUGGUAUUCCAACUACCUCUACCAUCUACACAGUUGAAACUCCAACCGAUCAUGUUAGUACUACUUACACCACAUGGACUGGUACAUACGCUACCACCGUUGGUACUGGUAUUACUACUACUACAGGUUCUGAUGGUAUUCCAACUACUUCUACCAUCUACACAGUUGAAACUCCAACCGAUCAUGUUAGCACUACUUACACCACAUGGACUGGUACAUACGCUACCACCAUUGGUACUAGUGUUACUACCAGCAUUGGAUCAGAUGGUAUUCCAACUACCUCCACUAUCUACACUGUGGAAACUCCAGAAGCUGAAGGUGUUACAACCACCUACACACCAUGGACUGGUACAUUUACUUCUACCAUUGGUACUAGUGUUACUACCAGCAUUGGAUCAGACGGUAUUCCAACUACAUCUACCACUUACACAGUUGAAAUUCCAAUGAUUCCAGCUGGUAGUACUACAUAUGAAGCUUGGACUGGUAUAUAUACUACUACCAUUGGUACUACUGUAUUUACUACCACUGGUACUGAUGGCAAACCAACUACCUCUACAGUCUACACAGUUGAAACUCCAGAAAACUACGGUGCUUCUACCACUAAUGUUCCAUGGACCGGUACAUACACAUCUACCAUUGGUACUACUAUAUUUACUACCACUGGUACUGAUGGAAAACCAACUACCUCUACAGUCUACACAGUUGAAACUCCAGAAAAUCAAGGUGUUACUACCACUUACACCCCAUGGACUGGAUCUGUUACUUCUACCAUUGGUACUACUGUAUUUACUACCACUGGUACUGAUGGCAAACCAACUACCUCUACAGCCUACACAGUUGAAACUCCAGAAAACCACGGUGUUACUACCACUUACACCCCAUGGACUGGAUCUGUUACUUCUACCAUUGGUACUACUGUAUUUACUACCACUGGUACUGAUGGCAAACCAACUACCUCUACAGUCUACACAGUUGAAACCCCAGAAAACCACGGUGUUACUACCACUUACACCCCAUGGACUGGAUCUGUUACUUCUACCAUUGGUACUACUGUAUUUACUACCACUGGUACUGAUGGCAAACCAACUACCUCUACAGUCUACACAGUUGAAACUCCAGAAAACCACGGUGCUUCUACUACUAAUGUUCCAUGGACUGGAUCCGUUACUACUACUGUUGGUACUUCGAUUUUCACUACUACUGGUACUGAUGGUAAACCAACCACAUCUACCAUCUACACAGUUGAAACCCCAACCAACAACGGUGUUACCACCACGUACACACCAUGGACUGGAUCUGUUACAUCUACUAUUGGUACUAGCGUUAUAACUACUACUGGUACUGAUGGUAUUCCAACUACAUCUACCAUUUACACCGUUGAAACACCAGCUAACCAUGGUGCUUCAACUACUAAUGUUCCAUGGACUGGAUCCGUUACUACUACUGUUGGUACUUCGAUUUUCACUACUACCGGUACUGAUGGUAAACCAACCACAUCUACCAUCUACACAGUUGAAACACCAACCAACAACGGUGUUACCACCACGUACACACCAUGGACUGGAUCUGUUACAUCUACUGUUGGUACUAGUGUUAUCACUACUACUGGUACUGAUGGUAAACCAACCACUUCCACCAUCUACACAGUGGAAACACCAACCAACAACGAUGUUACCACCACGUACACACCAUGGACUGGAUCUGUUACAUCUACUAUUGGUACUAGUGUUAUCACUACUACUGGUACUGAUGGUAAACCAUCCACUUCCACCAUAUACACAGUUGAAACACCAGCCAAUUAUGACAUUAGUACUACAUUCACAUCUUGGGGUGGUGCUUACACUUCGACGUAUUCCACUAACAUUUUCACUGUUACUGGCUCUAAUGGAUUGUUUACCACUUCCACUAUUAUUUACGUUGAAACACCAGGAUUUGGUUAUUUCAACACUACCAGUUCUAAAUCUUUACCAUUGACUUCUAUUCCAGGUACCACUAACACUGAGCCAUUUACAAACCCAAGCAAAGGUAGCUCCACUUCAGAAACCUUUACUAAUUCAGCUCCAGGUACUACCUCCACUUCUGAAACUGUUUCUCCAGUUAAUCCAACUACUGAGACAUCUGGAUUGCCUUCUAGUGUUACAAGAACUACUGUGAUUGUUACAUCUGGCAGAACCAUAACCUCGACUAUAGUCACAUGCGAUGCUACUACCACCACUAUUCCAAACAACAACAACAACAAUAAUGGUGGUUCUAACAAUUCCGGUUCCGAGGUUUAUUCUGUUAGUUCUGAGACUUCCAAUACACCAGUUACUGUUACUAAGACUAGUGUAUUCACUACAUCUGGUAGUACCAUUACUGCUACUAUCACCUCCACUAUUGUUCCAAAUAACAACAACAACAACGGUGGAUCUGGUAGUUCUGAAACUGGUAAUACACCAGUCACUGUUACCAAGACUAGUGUAUUCACUACAUCUGGUAGUACCAUUACUGCUACUAUCACCUCUACUAUUGUUCCAAAUAACAACAACAACAACGGUGGAUCUGGUAAUUCCGAAACUGCUAAUACACCAGUUACUGUUACUAAGACUAGUGUAUUCACUACUUCGGGUAGUACUAUCACAUCUGUUAUUACAUCUACUAUUGUUCCAAACAACAACAACAACGGUGGAUCUGGUAAUUCCGAAACUGCUAAUACACCAGUUACUGUUACUAAGACUAGUGUGUUUACCACAUCUGGUAGCACCAUUACUGCCACUAUCACAUCCACUAUUGUUCCAAAUAACAACAACAACAACGGUGGAUCUGGUAGUUCCGAAACUGCUAAUACACCAGUUACUGUUACUAAGACUAGUGUGUUUACCACAUCUGGUAGUAUCAUUACUGCUACUAUCACAUCCACUAUUGUUCCAAAUAACAACAACAACAAUGGUGGAUCUGGUAGUUCCGAAACUGCUAAUACACCAGUUACUGUUACUAAGACUAGUGUGUACACUACAUCAGGUAGUACUAUCACUUCUGUUAUUACAUCUACUAUUGUUCCAAACAAUAAUAAUGAAAAUGGAUCAGGUUCUUCAGGCAAUGCUAGUGAAUAUGUUGAGACUAUUUCUUCUGGUUCUGUUUAUACCACUGUUACCAAGAGUGCCAAUGGUAACUCUGGUAAUUCCGACAAUGUUAUUACCAAGACCACAUCUGGUGGCAAAGUUAGCACCACCACUAUUCAAUCAGAAACUGUUUCUAGCACAGCUGCUAUUGAGGUUCAAAGUAUUCAAUCUCAACCAGCAUCUAGUGGAUUAAUUUCUAUUUACCAAGCUGGUGCUGUUUCAAACAGAAUAUCUACCUUCAAGAUGUUCUUUACUUUAUUUGUUUUGUUUUUCAAUUUAUUUUAA